CCCCACCAGACCACGUCGUUCGCCGCUAUAUCUGCACACCAUUGCACAAUUCCUGUCAUCCUCUUUCGCCAUAUUUCCGACAUCAAACUAAGAUACCGUAAUUCGUAAUCACGCGUUCGAACAAUGGUAGCAGAAACGAAACUGUAUGACCAAUUAGGACUUAAACCAGACGCAUCACAAGAAGAGAUCAAAAAGGCAUAUCGAAAGGCAGCAUUGAAAUGGCACCCGGACAAGAAUAAAGAUAAUCCCAACGCUGCUGAAAAAUUCAAAGAGGUAUCACAGGCGUACGAGAUUCUCUCCGAUCCGGAAAAACGAAAAAUAUACGAUGCACAUGGUCUAGAAUGGCUGCUACGCGGCGGACCCGCGAUGCCUGAGGGCGGCAUGCCCGAAGGGGGCAUGCCUGGUGGAUUUGGAGCAGGAGGGUUCCCUUUCGGCGCCGGGGGACCAGGAGGAGGGACUAGGACGUUCCAUUUCUCCACAGGUCCUGGUGGAACAAGGACAGGAGGCUUUGCCUUCACCAACCCAGAGGAGAUCUUCGCCGACUUUUUCAGGCAAAGCGGUGGAGGCGCUGGGUUGGACGAUGAUAUGGGCGGCUUCAGCUCAUUCACUAGUUUUGGCUCGGGCAUGCCUGGCGGAAGAUCAGGGAAAAGAUCUUCGGGCUCGCGCUUUGAAAGCAUGAACGGUGGCCCAAGGGCACCGACGCCCGAGGUCACUGUAUUGGAGAAGCCGCUGCCCGUCAGCUUGGAAGACCUGUACAAGGGAGCAACGAAGAAGAUGAAGAUCAAGCGGAAGAAGUUCGAUUCGAACACGAACAAGCAAGUCAUUGAGGACAGAAUACUGGAAGUCCCAAUCAAACCUGGUCUCAAGGCUGGAAGCAAGAUCAAGUUCAAGGACGUGGGAGAUCAAGUGGAGGGCGGCACACAAGACCUACACUUCAUUGUAGAAGAGAAACCUCACCCUACACUUUCCCGCGACGGAGACGACAUAAAAACCUCAGUAGAGAUCGACCUCAAAGAAGCAUUGACUGGUUGGUCAAGACAAGUCACCACGAUUGACGGAAAGCAGUUAAGGGUGGGCUCGAGCGGUCCAACUCCACCAACGUGGACUGAGACAUUCCCCGGUCUAGGCAUGCCAAAAAGCAAGAAGCCCACGGAAAGGGGAGAUUUCGUAGUUGGUGUAAGGAUAAAGUUCCCCGCCAGUUUGACCGCGGAUCAAAAGCAAAAGUUGAAGGAGAUUCUAUGAACAGGAGCCCAAAAAUAUUCUUAAGGGAUCGAUACACGACGGUAGACCGCCCCAGCAUAUUGGCGGUUGAUGAGAAACGAUUUUUAUUAGUGGGAUGUUGUGCCUAGUCGCCUUGAUUUGGGAGCGGCGUCUGCGGGCGUUCACCCGGCGUUCACGACUUCAGUGAGCAUUUGAUGCAUGGCGUUUCUUUGAGAACCUUUUGUUGCCAAAAUGAAGGUGCGGUAUGACAUCGUAGGAUCAUAGAGCAAUGAGGAUAGGGAGUCGGCGAGCAGUAAAGAGCACAUACGCCGCUCCAGCUGCAUAUCGCGGACACAUUAGCAGGACCGUUCAAUCAAAUCAGUGGAGUCAAAUACUCUCGCAUCACAAAAGCGUGGUGAUCCUUGUCACCCACGAUUGGAGGUCGUUAACGGAUAACAUACGUAGGAAAGGGGGGAUUUUCCUUUGGAUGCUGGACAAUAAAUACAACCAUAGAAUAUCAAAAUCAGAAAGUACGUUCACGAAA
Molecule: messenger RNA, 1744 nt
Organism: Verruconis gallopava
Lineage: Eukaryota; Fungi; Ascomycota; Dothideomycetes; Venturiales; Sympoventuriaceae
Exons: 4
Coding region: 124-1242 (372 amino acids)
Biological process (GO): translational initiation
Cellular component (GO): cytosol
Molecular function (GO): protein-folding chaperone binding
Source: RefSeq, a predicted model, not a curated record